Messenger RNA from Ostrea edulis (European flat oyster), 6325 nucleotides. RefSeq names its product H(+)/Cl(-) exchange transporter 7-like. The coding region runs from base 65 to 2350 and encodes 761 amino acids. Gene Ontology annotation, biological process: transmembrane transport; chloride transport. The transcript is spliced from 23 exons. Lineage: Eukaryota; Metazoa; Mollusca; Bivalvia; Ostreida; Ostreidae. The record is from RefSeq and is a predicted model, not a curated record. Gene Ontology annotation, cellular component: intracellular membrane-bounded organelle; lysosomal membrane. Gene Ontology annotation, molecular function: voltage-gated chloride channel activity.
UUCAUUUUCGGAACUAAAUAAACAAUCAGGAAGCAAACCUGAGAUGAUCUUCACGUGAUUGAUCAUGGAUUCAUCAGAGACUACUCCAUUACUAAGCAGACCAAACAUUCCGGUAAAUCACAUGUAUGAUGAGGAUGAAUCUGAUUUUGAAGACAAGGCUAAUGCAACAGAGAAGAUCCUCUCUGGGGAAUAUGAGAGCUUGGAUUACGAUGGAUGUGAAAAUGUGUUGUACCAGAUGGAAGAGAAAAAGAAAUCUGUCAGGGAAACCAUGGUCAUCGAGAUGUUGAGGUGGCUGGUCAUGUUUUUUGUCGGAGUUUUGACUGGGCUCGUGGCAAGCCUGAUUGACUUUUGUGUUAUUAAAUCGACAGCUCUCAAGUUUAGUAUUAUCAAACAGUAUGUAGAAAAAUGUGUGGAUAAAGAAUGUAUGGAGAUCCCCCUCCUUGUCUGGGUGGGGAUCAAUGGGGGCCUGGUGUUUGUUGCUGCAGUGCUGACAGCCUGUUUUGAGCCUGUGGCAGCAGGAAGUGGAAUUCCCCAGAUUAAGUGCUACUUGAAUGGUGUUAAAGUUCCACAUGUUGUCCGAUUGAAAACCAUUGUUGUUAAAGUCAUCGGGGUUGUUUGUUCAGUGGCCGGGGGACUCAUUGUGGGAAAGGAAGGACCAAUGAUACAUUCGGGUGCUGUGAUAGCAGCUGGGAUCUCUCAAGGAAGAUCAGAUACAUUUAGAAAAUUUGACUUGAAGAUAUUUGAAUUUUUCCGAGCGGACACAGAGAAGCGUGACUUUGUGGCUGGAGGGGCGGCAGCAGGAGUGUCUGCUGCUUUUGGGGCACCAGUGGGGGGAGUACUAUUCAGUCUGGAGGAGGGAGCUAGUUUUUGGAACCAAGCAUUAGCUUGGAGAAUUUUUUUUGCCUCCAUGAUGUCUACAUUCACACUUAACGUCAUACAGAGCUACAUUCAGGGGAUUCCCUGGGAUCUCUCCUAUCCUGGGUUGUUUAACUUUGGCAGCUUUGAUACAACAACAUACUCUGCUUUUGAAAUUCCAAUUUUCAUAUUAAUGGGAGUAUUAGGUGGACUUCUUGGAGCAUUAUUCAACAAAUUCAACUAUAUUUUAACCAAAUUCCGGAAAAGGUAUAUAAAUCAGAGUCGAGACCAAGUGAUGGAAGCAAUGAUUGUAGCCAUCAUCACGGCCACUGUUGGGUACUUCUCCCUGUACUUUAAUAACAACUGCAGUCCAAUGUUACAUAACCAGGACCCAAACAGUGUGCAGUUCUACUGCAAUGAUGGGCAGUACAGUUCCACAGCCUCUAUCUUAUUUCAGUCACCAGAAGAUAGUGUCAAAAGUCUUUUUCAUGAAUCCAAAGGAAUGUAUUCACCGUCGACCUUGAUUGUGUACUGUCUGUGUGUGUUUCUGCUGGCCUGUUGGACCUACGGACUUUAUGUGCCCAGCGGUCUUUUUAUUCCUAGUCUCUUGGUUGGAGCUGCCUGGGGAAGACUUGUAGGAAUCUGUCUCAACUACAUCUUUCCCAAUGAGGAUUGGGUAGAUUUUGGAAAGUAUUCUUUAAUAGGAGCUGCAGCACAAUUAGGUGGCAUCGUCCGUAUGACCAUCAGUUUGACCGUCAUCAUAAUGGAGGCGACAGGGAACAUUACAUUUGGAUUGCCUAUCAUGAUUGUACUCAUUGUGGCCAAAUGGGUUGGAGACAUCUUUAAUGAGGGUAUCUAUGACAUGCAUAUCCACAUACAGGGUGUACCUCUUCUGGGAUGGGAGCCAUCUUCAGUAUUAACAAAUUUAUCAGCUAGGGAGGUCAUGAGUCACCCUGUGUCUGUGUUCAGAAUGAAGGAGUCUGUGGGCAGGAUCAUGGAGGUGCUCAAAACCGAGACGCACAAUGGCUUCCCAGUUGUGGAGGAUCAUAACCCAGAUCUGCAAAAUUCAUCAGAAGAUGAAGACAUGUCUUUUGGAACCUACAGGGGAAUCAUUUUAAGAUCACAAUUAUUAGUUCUCUUAAAACAGAGGGUCUUUGGAGAUAAUGAAGCACAUGGUUUGACAACAAAAGAUUUUAGAGAUGCAUAUCCAAAGUUUACUCCAAUACGACGAAUUCAUGUAACACAGUAUGAACGUGAGAAUUGUGAGAUGAACUUGGAAGCCUAUAUGAAUCCUGCAGCAUAUUGUGUCACUGAUAAUGCCUUGUUUCCAAGGAUCUUUAAGUUGUUCAGAGCCUUAGGCCUCAGGCACCUUGUGGUGGUCAACAAACAUCACCAGGUAGUUGGCAUGGUAACAAGAAAGGACCUUGCAAGAUACAAAGUUACGAAAAAGCUUUGGAAAGUCAGCGUGGAGGAACUGGCCAUUUCAACACAAUAAUCUGAUUGGUCUGUGUUUUAAUGAUGAAUAUUCAGAGAAAUUUUAAAAUGUAUGUUCAGAUCAUCAGUGAAGUUUCCUCAUUUCAUAUGUCACAACUACAAAAGGUCAGAUAUGUGCAGUCUAUAAUGAGUACACAUGUGCAUAUAUUAGAUUUGACAUUGUAGACCUGCACAUUCCAUAACAUAUUCAGUGUUUGUUCCUUCUUUGUACAGUAUUUAUUGUGUAGCUCACUUUUUAUGAAUUAACAUUUUAAAAGUUUAUACUUGUUUCAUCUUAUCUACUCAGUAAUUGUCAAACUUUUGCGAUGCAAAUUCUUCAAGUGAAGAGUUUUGAUGUUGUUGCAUUAGAAAUAUAGAAGUGUUACUGAGAUGAAUAUCAUUUAAUAUUCAUAGUCUUGAUGAAAUUAAGGUGAUUUUGAUUGGCUCAAAAUUUGUUUGAUUUCAGAAUCAAAGAAAUCCUUAUUAUGACUUCAUGUUAUGUAUUGAUAUGUUGUAUGAAUUUGAAACUCAAAUCAUAUCAUGUUUUAUUAUUUGAACUCAAUGUUUUGAAAUAUUUGAAUGGUAAGGAAUAAAUUUAUCAUAUUUUUCAUUGGAUGGAAGUAUACCACAAAAAAACAAAACAAAAAAAAACCCUUGAAAACUUUGCAUCAUGCACCAUUAUGCAGUUUUCUGGGUGUUUUUUUUUUUUCAUGGUAUACUUCCAUCCAACAAAAAAAUAAUCACUUCAUUCCUUAAAUCAGUAUAAUGUGAUAUUAUGACUUGAUGAAUCUCAGUCUGUUGAACUUUGUGUUUUCUAAUGAUCAAAUUAUCAGAAUUAUUGUAUCAGAAUCUGCAUGGGUGAAGAUUUUUGAUAAACUGAUGGUGGUCCAAAAAGUAUGUCCACUCUCACAUAAAAAACCCAAAGACAUGUUGAUGAAUAAGAUUAUGUCAUAACCUUUUUCUAAAAAUUACAUGAGUUUUGUUUACAAAAAGGGAGUGAUACUCAUUGUAUUACAGUAAUUAGAGUACUUCAAACAAAGAGCAUAUAGGUCACAUGACAGAGACCAUAGUAUUGUGUUAAUUUCAUCAAGAUGGCUCUGAAUUUUUUACAACAAAUCUUGUGAAUGACACACAUGCAGUACAUCAAUCUUCAUCUUGGUCACGUGCCAGAUACAUUAGUGAUAAUUGUGUCUGUCUAUUAUUGAUGCCAAGUACAUUAAUAAAAGUAUGCUAAAUCAGACUAGCAUCUAAUCUCAUAAAAUUACAAUAUUGUUAAAGGUUUGAAGUACGACAUUAUGAAUCCAUGCUUCUGUACAAACACUGUUACAGUAAAAUAUCAUUCGUCACUUUUUCAGAACUUUUAAAAAGUCUUGAUGCCUGAAAAAAUUUCUCUCUGAAGUUUAUAAAUGCCAUUAAAAGUUUCAAGUUACUGCCGGAACACCAUUUCCCCUCAAUUUUAUGGACACUUUCACCAUUUGAUAACCCUAUAAAAUUUCCAGUUUCUUGCAAGAUUAUUCUAAGCAGAAGAAAAUUAAAGACUUGACAGAUUUUUACACUUCAAAUUUACCAAAUCUUUAGCAAUAUUUCCAAAAAUGGGUGAUAAUAUAUGUAUAUCAGUUUGUUAUUAAAGUAAAACGGAACUGCUUCUUGAUAAAUACCAGCUGACAACCUGGGAAGGAGGGGGCCAGACUUGUGAAUACACCUAGUCUACAUAUUGCAGAAAUCAUUGUUCUCUGUUUUGAAAUGUGAAUAUUUUAAAGUGCAAGAAAAUACAGACCUAUUGUGUAAUUCAACUUGACUGAAAUUAACACAAGAGAGAUGGGGGAGGAGGGUUGUUUGGCUUAAUUAUUUAGAUUUCCAUCAGCAUCUUUAUGAUAUUAUUUCUUUUUGUCAUAAAGUUAAUGACACAAUAUGAAAUAAAACCAAGUUUAAGCUAUGUGUUUUAAUUCACAUGCCAUGCAAUCUAAUUAAAACCAGACUUCUUAGAUCCACAUUGUAUCAGCAGACUCCAUGUCACAUUGUAUCAGCAGACUCCAUGUCACAUUGUAUCAGCAGACUCCAUGUCAUGCCGAUGCCAUUAUAAAUACAUGUAUAGCAAAAUAGAUCUAGUACAGAUCACAUUUAUAGAUUUUAAUUUUAUCACAGAUCUUCAGUUCAAAUAUUUAAGCACUACUGUCAAAAUAUUGAUAGUUUUGUAGCCCUUCAAAAGCAUUAAAAAAUGAAUAAUGUAAUAGUUAAAGAGUUAAUGUAAGAGUUUAACCUUUUCUGCUCUACUGACCACAGAUCAUCAUUGCAUUCACUGCUUCAAUGAACACAGAUCACCAUCACAAAUUUUGUAAAUUUAUGAUUCCCUUCUCUCUGCAGAAGUAUUAGGGUAAUGGCCAUCGCCCUGCCGCUCCUGCUCCAAUGCUUUUGCCCCCUCUUAUUUCUUGCAUCGAGUUUUUAGUCCUUGGCAGCAUUUACUUUUGAGAACUCAUAUUAUAAAUAAUUAGAAUAAAAUGGUGUUCUGGUAAUAACUCCAAACUCUGCCUAUUGGCACACAAAAUGGUGGCUGUCUACUACAUGUAGUUAUUGUCAUGAUAUAACCAAAUUGAAAUUGGAUGGUUUUUACCAUGGUUAUUUUGGACUCUUUAAAUCAAACAUGUCAACAACUCAAGUUAUCAGAAAAAUUUGUCAUACCCCAUCCCAAUUUAAUUCAUUUGAUAACAAUUUCUUAAAUUUAUUUCAACAUUUUGAUUUGGAGUGUAAGAAUCAGCAUAUAUUUUGAGACAAAAUAAAACUCACCAAUAAAGUUUAACAUUAAUUCUUUUAAAAAUAUGACUGUCUGCAGACUUUAUGGACAGUCCAUGUAUAAACAUGUACUCAGAUCUAGCUUUCUGGGUGAAAACAAAUUGGGAUAUAUGUACCAAUUUUUUCCCUUGAGAGCUGUAGUUCUGCUGUUAUUAGCUACUUGGUUGAAGAAAAAAAUAUUGAUAACUGCAUAAUUAAGAAUACCAGUGAUUUUUUAAAAUGUUUAUAAGCUUGGGCAUUAUGAUUUCAGAUAUAUGUAUUACCUAUAGCAGUGUUCCACCAAAUAGGUGGUUGUAGUUUGAAUAUUUAAAGAUAAUUUUGGUUGUCUGUGUUGUGUUGUAUUGCUUCUUUAAAACAAUUCCAUAGCUCAACACAAAGGAAAGAGCAUAUUUAUCAUGCUGCUGAUAGUUACCAUCCAAAAGAGACAAGCAAUGGUGGGUUUUUUUUUUGGGGGGGGGGGGGGGGGGGGUGUCGCAUAAGGUAUCUCCACUGGCCUGAUAUCAUAUGCAUUAGUACAUCAUUGGAAAUUGCCAUUCAGAAUGUGUUGUUGGAAGACUUUGAAUGCACUAGUAUGAAUAUGUAUUUAUUUGAUUUCAUUAUUUUCACUACUAACUGUAAUUUUGCAGUAUAACAUUGUAAAGCUGUUGUUUGUAUUCCCCAUUUCCAUGGUGCUAAGAGAAAGAGAGUCCUGGUUUUUUUUAUCUGAAUGGGUAUACUGGGGAUGUGUUUAAACUCAAGUCUCUUCUUUAUAUAGUGUGUAAUCAAUCAGACUUGUACAUUAUCUACUUAUUUAUUGAUGAAAUUGAACUAGAACCAUGGAUUAUAUCACAAAUUAUGAACUUGCACUUUAUACUCUAAACAUUACUGCAAUACUUUUCAUUCUUAAAACUACAUGUAAAAUUGUGUAUCUGACAUUAAUCAUUUCAUCAGACAGUCAUAUACCAGUCCAAACGCUGAUAUAAGCCAUUUAAAAGGUAGAACUACCCACAGUAAAUGUAAUUAUACAAAUGGAUGUUGUUCCUGUAUGUAUACAUAUAUAUACUGCAAUUCUAGUCUUUCAAUUGUGGAUAAUUAUAAUCAUGACUAUAAGCAUGUGUUUUACAGUGUAAUAUGUGUAUUGUAUGAUACAUUACAUUUUACAUAACAAAUGUUGCUUUUUAUACAUUUGAUGACUGUUACAUAUGAAUAAAAAUGAAUUACAACCAUG